UACCAAACAAGCGGCGCAAACAAACCAUUUUCUCCGCUUGCACAAAACAGAAAGAAACUUCUGUUUUUGAAACUUGAGCUGAAAACACACAGUUCACAUACUAAAAAAAAAAAAAACGCAAUGAGGGCCCUCAGCUUCGCCGAGAAAUUUCUCUGUUGAAGGGCGAGUCUGUGUUAUUCGUGUCUGGUGGAGCAUGAAAGAAUUCUGAGUGGGAAAAAAGGUGGAAGGAAAACCCGGUUUUGUCCCUCGGGAAACUAGCAAUGAAUCAGCCGUUACACACAGUGGAGGUGUGAGGCCAUUUGGAGGGUCUGAAAAAGGGAAAAACUUUGAAACAAAACCGGGUUUUUUUUCUUGCGGUCUUUUCAUCUGUGGAUCAUUGGGUUUAAUGGGUUUCGGCUGUUUUCUUUGAAUAGCGGUGAUGAAACCAAUGCAGGCUGAAAAUUUUUCAGUUCAGUUGCAGUUUCUGGAAAAAAGUUGAACUGCCAAAACAUUUGGAGCUUUAUCUGAGUUCAUAUGCUUUUGCAUGUGAUUAAGAGAUAAGAUCUGAUAGUUAUAUUGGCUUGGAUUGUCAUGGGUAUUAUUCUCAAGAAAACAUGUGAGAUGUUCAGAUAAAGAAACACCAGUGUGAACACGUGUAUACCUUUGAUGGAUUGAUGAAUAAAUUGAUUGGAUGAAAUGUUUAGGAGAUUAGCAUCUGGGCUGUUGAUCUCAUCACUUCUGAUAUCUCUCUCAGCUGCUGAUAAUGGAUUUUCCAAUUGUAACUGUGACGAGGGGGGAUUUUGGAGUACUGAGAACAUUUUGGAUAUUCAGAAAGUCAGUGAUUUUUUAAUUGCAGUGGCCUACUUUUCUAUUCCAAUUGAGAUCCUGUACUUUGUUAGCUGCACUAAUGUCCCAUUUAAGUUGGUGCUUCUUGAAUUUGUUGCCUUCAUCGUCCUGUGUGGGAUGACUCAUUUGCUCAAUGGAUGGACUUAUGGCCCACACCCUUUCCAACUUAUGCUUGCACUCACCGUCUUUAAAACGCUCACAGCUCUGGUCUCAGUAGCUACUGCUAUAACUCUAAUCUCAAUUAUUCCCUUUCUGCUCAAAAUCAAAGUCAGAGAAAUCUUGUUGAGGAGAAAGACCUGGGAUCUUGGUCGGCAAGUAGGAAUGAUAAAGAAGCAGAAAGAAGCUGGCCUGCAUGUUCGGAUGCUCACCCAGGAGAUUCGCAAAUCACUUGAUCGGCAUACAAUAUUAGACACAACUUUAGUUGAGCUUUCUAAGACACUGGAUUUAGAAAAUUGUGCUAUCUGGAUGCCUAAUGAUAAUAAAACAGAAAUGAAUCUGAUUCAUGAGUCGAUAAGGAGGAAUUCUUCAGACAUGAAUGAGUUAUGUAUUCCAACCAGUGACCCUGAUGUAAGAGAGAUUAAAGGAAGUGAUGGUGUGAAGAUUCUUGAGUCUGACUCACCACUUGCUGUUGCAAGCAGCGGAGGGAAUGGUGAACCAGGAGCUGUUGCUGCAAUCAGGAUGCCAAUGCUUAGAGUUUCCAAUUUUAAGGGUGGCACUCCGGAGAUGGUUCCUGCAUGUUAUGCAAUUCUGGUUUUAGUUCUUCCUGGCAGUCAGGGCAGAUCUUGGUCCAUUCAGGAACUCGAGAUAGUAAAGGUGGUUGCUGAUCAGGUUGCGGUGGCUAUUUCCCAUGCUGCAGUGCUUGAAGAGUCUCAGCACAUGAGAGAACAGUUGGAGGAGCAAAACCGAGCAUUGCAACAAGCAAAACAGGAUGCUUUGUUGGCAAGCCAAACAAGGAAUGCAUUUCAGAUGGUAAUGAGCAGUGGACUGAGAAGACCAAUGCACUCAAUAUUAGGCUUACUCUCCAUGAUGCAAGAAGAGAACCUCAGUUCUGAGCAACAACUUUUGGUUGAUGCUAUGGUCAAGACGAGCAAUGUGCUUUCGACCUUGAUAAAUGAUGUGAUGGAUACUUCAACAAAAGACAAUGGGAGAUUCCCACUUGAGACAAAGUCUUUUUCACUUCAUGCAAUGAUAAAAGUAGCUGCUUGUCUAGCCAAAUGCCUAUGCAUGUACAAAGGUUUCAAUUUUGCCAUGGAAGUUGAUAAAUCCUUGCCUAAUCAUGUGAUGGGGGAUGAGAGAAGGGUUUUUCAGGUAAUCUUCCAUAUGGUUGGGAGUCUUUUAAACAGCAGCAAUGGAGGAGGUUGUCUGGUCUUUCGAGUUCUCUCAGCUAGUGGGAGUCAGGCAAGAAAUCAAGGAUGGGGACCGUGGAGAUCAAGCUCAUCUGAUGGGUAUACUUACAUUAAAUUUGAUGUUGGGAUAUGCAAAGAUGAUUCAGAUUUUGAGAGCAUGCCUUCAACGGUAUCACCGGGCUGUCAGAGAUACAACAGUGGUAUACCUGAGGAAGGCUUGAGUUUCAGUGUAUGCAGAAAGCUAGUUCAGUUAUGGUGGCAGCUAAUGCAAGGAGAUAUAUGGGUCGUCCCCAAUUCGGAAGGUUUCAAGCAUAGUUUGGCACUUAUUCUUCGGUUUCAGAAACAGACAUCGACUGUAGUCAGCAUAUCUGAACAAGGGCAGUCUUCAGAUCAUCGUUAUUCCAACUCCUUCAGGGGCCUCAGAGUACUUUUAGCUGAUGACGAUGAUAUGAAUAGGGCAGUUACUCGAAGGUUGCUUGAGAAACUAGGAUGCAAUGUUUCUGCAGUAUCUUCAGGAUAUGAAUGUCUUAGUGCUCUUGGGCCUGCUGUAUCUGCAAUCCAAAUUGUUCUUGUGGAUCUUCACAUGCCUGACAUGAAUGGAUUUGAAGUGACCAUGAAUAUUAGAAAGUUCUGCAGCCGCAACUGGCCAUUGAUCAUUGCCCUAACAGCAAGUGAUGAUAAAGAUAGUUGGCAGAAAUGCUUUCAGGUUGGGAUGAAUGGAGUUAUCCGAAAACCAGUUCUCUUGCAAGGAAUUGCAGACGAACUUCGACGGGUCUUGCUACAAGCAAGCAGAGUUCCAUAGUACCGGUAUUGCACUUCUACAGCCUGUGAUGCAGCCAGGCCUGUCAUGAGUGUAUUGCUGUGGAAUUUGGUCGAAGUAAGCAAACAAAUUUGCUUCUAUAGCAAAAAUCAAGGGUACAGAGAUGUUAUACACAACAUGCAAUAUAAUUAUGGUACAGAAAAUUCAUCUUCAUUUUUCUUUCAUACUUAUUGGUAGCCUACUUAGUUGAUGUUAGUUGGCUGAUUGUAUUUAACCCAGUGAAAGCCAUGAGAUAUAAGUAGACUUUCAGAUUGUAGGGAUUUAAUUUUUGCUAAAAAAGAUUUUGUCACUAAUAUUCAGGCCUAAGGAAGUAAUGGAUGAGCAGAACACUACAUUUUGUACCUACACAUAUCCUACCUAUUUAGAACCUAACUUUGAAUCUUCCUUUAAUUGUGGAUCUUUAUAUUAUUCUUGAUCACAAUAAAUUCAAUACAUUUCACA
This is a messenger RNA of Coffea eugenioides, 3432 nucleotides long. Its product is annotated as ethylene receptor 2-like. Lineage: Eukaryota; Viridiplantae; Streptophyta; Magnoliopsida; Gentianales; Rubiaceae. The transcript has 3 exons. Gene Ontology annotation, cellular component: endoplasmic reticulum; endoplasmic reticulum membrane. Gene Ontology annotation, molecular function: ethylene binding; protein binding; ethylene receptor activity. The record is from RefSeq and is a predicted model, not a curated record. Bases 676 to 2973 code for a protein of 765 amino acids. Gene Ontology annotation, biological process: response to ethylene; phosphorelay signal transduction system.